CUCAAAUUUAGGGCGCGGGCGCAGCAAUGGCUUAAUCCGGAUGUUAACUUGGAAUGAACUCGGUGACUCUCUCAAUGUCUUCUCGGGGCCGACAUUUCAAUUUGAACGAUGCCGGCCGAAACUCAGUCAUGGAGUUAGAUGGCGUCAAAGGCUGUAGGAAGAAGAAGAUGAUGAUCCGCUUCAUAAAUUUAUCGAUUACGCGAGGUCUUUGAUAUUAUUUGAAGACGAAGAAAACUUCGAUCCUAAUGUUAAUGGAACGGAGACCAAUGCGGCCGGUUGGAGUUUGAUCGCCUCCCGGUUCCUCAGAACUUGUAUCGCCUACUCGAGUUCUGUUACCGCUGCGAUUUUGCUAUUUGAGCUCUCGCAGGAUUGAAUCUAUUGGUCCACUGGAAAUUUAUGAGAAGAUUAAUGGCUUGCGGAUGAUACAAAUCAGUCUUGUUGAUAAUGAUGAUUUCAAUUUAAAGUUUAUCGGGGGGUGAACAGGGGUUACUAGCCAAUAUUAUAUGCUUGGAGGCUUUAUGGAUUGAGAAUCAUGUUGGAGCUUCUUUUGUCAACUUUAGCUGCUUGCCAACAUUGUUUUCUCCUGGUCUUCUUAAACUUUCACGACUUUCUGAUCUUACGAAGCAAUACUCAUGGUACAAAGGUGAAGCUUUUUCUUUUUCCUUCUCGUUCUUUCUUUGUCUAUAGUAUGUUAUGUGUGAUGAGGAACUUUUCAAAGUGGAAAGGUUUCAGAUUUCUUUCCAUUUACCAGGACCACUAGAGAGCUCUAAUCGCCCAUCCCCAAUAGGCCACCUCGCUGAAAGGAUUUAUGGGAGCCGUACAUCAAUAUCCUUUGGAGAUCAAGUGAGGCAAAGCUCCGUACCUUUGUUGCUUAGAAGCAGCAAAGUAGGGAUUCCUCAUUCUUAUAACGUAAUAUAUAAACAACAAACGUUAGGAGAGAGACAAAUGACCAAUGAAGUUUCUCUUUUUGCAACCUUUAUUGGGAAUCUAGGGAAAAUUAGGCUUGAUAACGAUUUUAUUACUGAUUUCUGUUUUUGAAAAUUAUGUUUGGUUCCUCUUAAUUUCUUUAUUAUGGAUUUAGAAACAUAAUAGUGAAUUGAAGGAGGAAGAUCGGCAGAUGUGGAAAUAAUGACUAUUUUGUUAAUGAUCCACUUUCAUGGGAGAUUACUUUGCACUUGUGAAUAAUGCUUCAUUCAGGAACUAUCUUUUUAGCAGUGGCUGCUGCAAGACGGCAAAAGGUAUUGUAAAGACCUACAGGGCAUCACCAGAUUUUAAGCCCUCUUAAGCGCCUCUUUCUUGGCCGCCGCCGGGAAGAUGGAUUCAUCAAGAGCACUGUCUCAUUCGAUUGAUGUUCCGGCGACCUCACAAGGAAGCUCUGAGGAAGAAUCUCUCCUAUCUUCCAUUGAAGGAAAAUUGGAAGCCUUCUGUUCAUCCAUUACCAUCUUCAGAGCUCCAAAUGAAAUCAGUAUCGAAGAUAGAAACGUCUUCGUCCCUGCCAAAGUCUCAAUCGGUCCUUUCCACCACGGCGCGCCACAUCUCGAAUCAAUGGAAAAUCUUAAGUGGUGCUACUUGUCCGCUUUCUUGAAGAACAAUCCGUCCGUCGAUUUACAAUAUCUUGUUGAACUCGUUGUUAAAUCUGAGAGCCGAUUGAGAAAAUGCUAUGAGGAAGAGUUUUAUGGUUUCGACAGCGAUAAGUUUUCGCAGAUUAUGUUGCUUGAUUGCUGCUUCAUUCUCGAGCUGCUUUUGCGAUUCUCGAAAAAGAGGCUCAGGCGACGGAAUGACUCUGUUUUCACUACUCCUGGUUUGCUCUUCGAUUUGAGAUGCGACUUGAUGUUGCUUGAAAAUCAGAUUCCCUACUUCCUUCUCAAAGACGUUUAUGAAAAUGUGCAAGAUCCGACCGAGGAAAAUAUGUCUCUCAAUGACCUAACCUUCCGAUUCUUCAAAACUAUGGUUGCUGGAGAUCGGCAAUUAGUUUACGACAAUUUCAUGGUGGAAGCAGAUCAUCUACUCGAAAUGGUUCACUCUUGUUUUCUCUCCACCUAUCCUCGAGUGGAGACGAACGACAAAUCGAAGUCGAAAGAAUUACCUACUGCGUCGAAGCUUAAAACUGCGGGAAUCAAAAUCAAGAACGCCAGAUCUUCAAAGAGCUUAUUAGACAUCAAAUUUCAGAACGGCGUCCUCGAAAUUCCACCUCUCAAGGUGUAUCAGAAAACAGAGGUGAUUCUGAGGAAUCUCGUAGCGUAUGAGAUCCAUCAAUCCGGAAGCGACCGGCAAGUGAAAUCAUACAUCAAUUUCAUGAGCCACCUUCUCCAGUCAGAUCAAGACGUGAAGAUUCUCUAUAGAAGAAAAAUCCUAAACGAUCAGGAGGACGACGAGGAGCAGAUUAUUCGAAAUCUGAAAUGGAUGAGCGAGAGGGAAAGCUUAUCGGGAACGUACUUUGCCGGCAUUGUUCAGAAACUAAACGAGAAGCCGGACCGAUGCGUCGCACGGUGGCGGAAGUUGAGAAGGACUCCAGUGGCCAUCGGCAUCGUCGCCGUUUUGGUGGUGGUUGUGAUCUUCGUCGCGGCCUUCUUCUCUGCAUUUUCAGUACUUCAGCGUCGUUACAAAUGAGCAAGGAAUGCAAACACGACCAUUUAUAUACGGUUUUAUGAUCAUAUUGAUCAACUUUCAAUUUAGAAAUCACUCCCUAAACUUCCAUUAUUUUACGUUUUUUACCCUUCACUAUUGCAAAAUACAUUUUGACCUAUAUUGAAAAUAAUGAAAUCACUGAGUAAUAAAA
This is a messenger RNA of Cucurbita moschata (crookneck pumpkin), 2779 nucleotides long. RefSeq names its product UPF0481 protein At3g47200-like. The record is from RefSeq and is a predicted model, not a curated record. The coding region runs from base 1315 to 2610 and encodes 431 amino acids. The transcript has 5 exons. NCBI's taxonomy places the organism in Eukaryota, Viridiplantae, Streptophyta, Magnoliopsida, Cucurbitales, Cucurbitaceae.